This is a messenger RNA of Nestor notabilis (Kea), 1121 nucleotides long. It is a transcript of the gene SCLY, whose product is annotated as selenocysteine lyase. The record is from RefSeq and is a predicted model, not a curated record. The annotation marks the transcript as partial. Lineage: Eukaryota; Metazoa; Chordata; Aves; Psittaciformes; Psittacidae. The transcript is spliced from 10 exons.
CCGGAGGAUAUCGUCUUUACCUCGGGGGGCACGGAGGCAAACAACAUGGUGAUCCACACCGCCUGCAGGCACUUCCAUGACAGCCAGGCCACGCCAGGGGACAGCUGGGGGACACCGCACAUCGUCACGUCAAGCGUGGAGCAUGACUCGGUCCGCAGCCCUGGUCGUUGUUGGGCUUCCCAACAAACCUCGGGGCUUGUUUCUUGGCUUGCAGAAGCUACUUUUGUGCCUGUGUCCCAGCGAAGCGGGCGGGCUGAGGUGGAUGAUGUCCUCGCUGCCAUCCGGCCGACCACCUGCCUGGUUUCCAUCAUGUUGGCCAAUAACGAGACUGGGGUCAUCAUGCCUGUCAUGGAGCUGAGCCAGCGUGUCUGUGCCCUCAAUCAGCGGAGAGUGGCGGAGGGGCUGCCCAGGAUCCUGGUGCACACAGAUGCAGCACAGAUGAUUGGCAAGGGGCGCGUGGACGUGCAGGAGCUCGGGGUGGACUACCUCACUAUUGUGGGACACAAGUUCUAUGGCCCACGGAUCGGCGCGCUGUAUGCACGCGGCCCUGGCACUGCCACCCCGCUGCACCCCAUGCUCUUUGGAGGGGGACAGGAGAGGAGUUUCCGGCCAGGCACUGAGAACACCCCGAUGAUUGCUGGCCUUGGCAAGGCUGCAGAGUUGGUGAGCAAGAACUGGGAGACCUAUGAGGCUCAUAUGCGGGAUGUUCGGGAUUACCUGGAGGCCAAACUGGAGGCCUGCUUUGGGAAGCAGAGGAUCCACCUCAACAGCCACUUUACAGGCUCCAAGCGACUCUGCAACACCUCUAACUUUUCCAUCCUGGGCCCAGGCCUUCAAGGGCGAAGGGUGCUGUCCUGCUGUAAGAUGCUUCUCGCCAGUGUUGGGGCUGCCUGCCACUCUGAGAAAGAAGAUAGGCCCUCCUCGAUUCUGCUCAGCUGUGGGAUCCCCUACCAUGUAGCACAGAACGCCUUGCGGCUGAGCAUGGGGCGGGACACCACCCGGGCCGACGUGGACCUGGUUGUGCAGGACCUCAUGCAGGCUGUGAUGCAGCUGGACCAGGACCAAGCCCCGUAGACCUCGGGAAUUGCUCCCUGGCCAUCACCCAGGUUCUUGGGAUGGGG